Phytomonas sp. Hart1 is the source of this 2910-nucleotide messenger RNA. Lineage: Eukaryota; Euglenozoa; Kinetoplastea; Trypanosomatida; Trypanosomatidae. The record is from the annotation of a GenBank genome assembly.
AUGUCUUUCGAACCCUUUCGCGUGGUUGGAAGCAUCUGUGGCAGUGUUCCCAUUAGCUGCACCAUGCUCUAUGGGACGCCGGUUCUGAUGGUGGCCACCGGUAGGACCUUUAAUCUUUUCAAGGGCAAAGAACUGGUGAUGAUUCGUGGUGGGCCAAUCCUCCAGGAACCUUUGAGAGCUGUCGCUCAAUGUGGGAAAUACUAUUUUGCAGCAGAGGGCCCACGAGUGCACGCAUGGGCCCAUCACAAAUUGCUUUGGACAACACUUCACCAAGAGCUCACAUGCCCAAGCGUUGUCCAUCUCCUGGCGCAGGAUGAUCUACUUUUCUGUCUCGGUGACGACAAGCGUAUUGCAGUGCGGGCAAUAAAGACAGGGAGUCUCAUACAGGAAAUCUCUGUAGGGGAUAACGAGGAUGCUACCAUAAUGGCGUUACUCAUGGGUUACACUAAUAAGCUUCUAGUGGCCACAGCACAAGGGUCCUUACAUAUUUACAACUACAAAACUGCCAUGCGAGUGUGGUGCACUCGUGCAGAAGCAUCUCAUCAUGGCACUCAUGCGCCCAUUCUUUGCCUGGCUUGCAGUUCCCACAAGGAUAUUAUUGCCUAUGGUACAAGUGAUGGCAAAGUUAUUGUAUUCAAUGUGGGCACUGGGGAAACCAUUACAACAUUUCGGCAUAAACAGGGUGCCAUCACGGCCUUGGCCUUCAGAGUUGACAAGGAUUAUCUUUUAAUGGCUGGCUCCAGUUUAGGAGAGAUCAUUAUAUGGGAUUUGGGAAACCGUUGUAUGGACGGUGCGUUGACGCGAUCAAAGCAAGUGCGAAGCGAUAUCGAGGUUCUAGAGACACCGCACUUGGCUGCUGUGCAUUCUUUAAUUGUAUUCCCAAAGUCUGAAGACAUGAUGUUCGUAGUAACUGGUGGCGCUGACAAUGCUAUUAUGGAAUUUCGCUUUGACUCUGUCGAUGGCCUAGGGUUGCUCGUCCGGGAGCGCCGUGGUCACAUGGGUGGUUGCACAACGGCGGCUUUCUAUAACAAGGACUUGCUCAUCACAGCUGGUCAUGACCGUUCGGUGCGCGUCACUCAUUUGUUUUCGGACCGCGCCUCGUGGGAGCUGUCACAAGGAAAGCUCGGAAAGAGAGGCCAGGAAAGGCAUGUGGGACGUGAAGCGUUGAAAAUGACGCCUGCCAUUUCCAUUGCGUCGUGCUCAGUGCGUAACUAUCAGUGGGCUAGCGCGGUGACACUUCACCAGGACUCCGCGCAAAUGUGUGGCUGGCGUAUGGACACCCGUGCUUUGGAAUUUAAAUUAUCAGGCAUUAAAACCGUCGCGCACACAGCGCGUGUGGUGACCAUGUCCAACUGCGGUAGCUUCGCCGUGGUAGGCUACUCCAGUGGGAACGCUGUGGUGAUAAACAUCCAAAACCGAAGUCUUCGCCAACUCUUUGAUCCUGCUAUAGAUGGCAAUCGGAGUCAUGCUAAUAGCGUAGAGUGUAUCGAAGUGGCGUGUAGUAACACCAUUAUCAUUACAGCCGGACUAGACGGAUUUUUCAAGUUGUGGUCUCUUGCGAAUGGUGAGCUGAAACAGUCCGUAUCGACCGGAAAGGCAAUGACCAAGUCGUGCAUUCACCAGGACUCGUCACUAUUUAUUGUAGCACAGCAUUACACAAUUUCAGUGUACCAUUGUAAUCCAGAGUUUGUCUUAGAUCAGGCUGCACUUCAUAUUCCAGUACGAGAGCUAGUGGGUCAUAGAAACCCAAUCACUGCAAUGGUUCUUGCACCGGAUUCAUUCCGCUAUGUCGUUUCCGCAUCUGGCGAUGCUGUGCUACUUGUGUGGGAUCUUGCAGCGGCAGCAUGCGUUGGCCAAUACCGUUUGAGCUCACCUGCGAUAUCCAUUAGCUUCCAUCCAGACGCUCUUUUUCUUUCAACUACACACGUUGGUGAAUGUGGUACCUUUCUGUGGGUUAAUAAUUUACGCUACGGGUACGUCCCAGAAGUUAUUCUUAACCCAAGUGAGCGAGAAUUACACGAACUCCCGUGGAUGCACUUUCCCAUAACGCGUGACCCCAAUGAACACUACUUGCAUGAUGGAUAUGAUGAACUUACACACAGUAAAAAGGUUGAAGAAAAUCAACAUAAAAUUAAUGAAAUGGCUUCAUCAUGGGCUAGAACUAAGCUUUAUGAUGUCUCCACUGAUGUUGCCCUGAUACAGCGACAGGCAAACCAUAAGGUAUGGGAGACAUUGGAUCACAUCCAAACAAAGGGCUUACGCUUAUCUGGCGUUCCCCGCCGCCUGUGGUACAACAUAACCAUGUUGGAUCAGAUCAAAGAAAAGAAUAACCCCCUUAUUCCACCGAAAAAAAAAGAUGUUCCGUUUUUCCUUCCGACCGUGCAGGAAUUAAGGCCGACUUUCAUCCUAGUUGUCUCCAAUAACAACCGUUCAAUUAAUGUAGGAGCGUCUACUAAUAAUGAAUUAAAACCACAGUUAGUAAAAGCAGGCAUCAAUUCACUCAACGAAGUUCAGGAAAUGCUAGUGCAUAGAGAGUUCAAUAAGCUCAUGAAUUGCUUUUUGAGAAAAAAUGCCACUCAAGCCAUUGAUAUUGAUAUUCAUAGAGUGAUCGACUUUGUUGGAGGAGUUGAUUAUGGAUCGGAAGAAUUAAAUAUUAUGGAAAAAUGUCUACGAAGUCUUCUAAAUUUCCUUACAAUGUGGAUUCGUCGGGGCGAAAACGUCGAAUUGAUUCAAGGCAUCUUGGCAAACGCACUGUGUUCUCAUGCUACAGUGCUAACACAAUUUAGUAAAGAAUUAGCGUCGGACAUGUUAGACCUUACAGAGGCACAAAAUAAACUGCGUUAUAAUAUUGGUCACAUUGUAUCAUACCCUAGCUGUCUAGCUGGUGCAUUUACAGGUUCAUUUUUUUAA